Molecule: messenger RNA, 524 nt
Organism: Eucalyptus grandis
Lineage: Eukaryota; Viridiplantae; Streptophyta; Magnoliopsida; Myrtales; Myrtaceae
Product: copper-transporting ATPase PAA1, chloroplastic-like
Exons: 3
Coding region: 82-351 (89 amino acids)
Molecular function (GO): metal ion binding
Source: RefSeq, a predicted model, not a curated record
CGAGGUUCCGCUUGCGGUGCGUUCUGAGCUCCGCUGCUCCUCUCGGCGGAUGCGGCGGCAGCAGCAGAGUCGACGGUGAGGAUGGAAAGGAGAAAUCGGUCUUGGAUGGAGCUGAGGCGGCCUCAGGGGUGUUACCUCCGAUGUCAUAAUUCUCGACGUUGGAGGAAUGACUCGUGGGGAUGUGCAGCGAGUGUGAAGAGAAUUUGGGAAAAUCAAGUAUCCGCCGCAAGGGUCAAUCUUACAACUGAGACAGCAAUUGUAUGGCCUGUUUCUGAAGCCAAGGCUAUACCUAAUUGGCAAAAGGAGUUGGGGACAAACACUUGCAAAUCACUCAGACAAAUUGUGGCUUAAGUCUAAGUGAGUUUACCAUUGCUUUUCUCUUUCUCGUAACUUGUGAAGAAUCAUCCAUUUCUCCUCAUGAGAAGAAUCGCCAUUGACUUCAAUUAAAAUUAGUGUGAGAAAUGUCAUUUUCUGGGUGUGAUUUGAACCGGGCAUGGUUUUCUCUUUUUUCUGCUCUAAACAUU